Molecule: messenger RNA, 7128 nt
Organism: Aspergillus tanneri
Lineage: Eukaryota; Fungi; Ascomycota; Eurotiomycetes; Eurotiales; Aspergillaceae
Gene: ags1
Product: alpha-1,3-glucan synthase Ags1
Exons: 5
Coding region: 1-7128 (2375 amino acids)
Biological process (GO): fungal-type cell wall (1->3)-alpha-glucan biosynthetic process
Cellular component (GO): fungal-type cell wall
Molecular function (GO): alpha-1,3-glucan synthase activity
Source: RefSeq, a predicted model, not a curated record
AUGAAGUGGGGAUUCUCCUGUGUGCUCAUCGCGUUCUUCGCAACUACCGCAACAUCAUGGCCGUACGAUGAGUCCCUCCUGCAGUAUAAUCUCAACCAGAAUAAGUCCGCAACCAAUCCGGCUGAGUACUGGGGCGAAUGGCCGGACCAUAAAGGGAAAUAUUUCCCUUCUCCUGACAACUGGCGCUUUCCAAUGUAUACCUUGUUUAUGGACCGUUUCGUCAAUGGAGACCCGACGAAUGAUAACAUAAAUGGCACCCAGUUCGAGCACGACAUCUCCUCAAACCAGAUGCGACACGGCGGAGAUGUGGCCGGCUUGGUCGACACGUUAGAUUAUCUGCAAGGAAUGGGUAUUAAGGGUUUGUAUCUUGCGGGAACGGCUUUGAUGAACCAGCCCUGGGGCUCUGAUGGUUAUUCGGCCCUGGAUACGACUUUGCUCGACCAACAUUUUGGUACCAUUCAAACCUGGCGAGAUGCUAUUACAGAGAUCCAUAAGCGUGGGAUGUAUGUUAUUUUUGAUAAUACGAUUGCAACGAUGGGCGACCUGAUCGGUUUCGAAGGCCAUUUAAACGACACGACUCCGUUCUCCGAAAAGGAAUACCGGCCGUUGUGGAAAUCAAAUCGUCGCUAUGUGGAUUUCGACAUUGGAACUUCAUAUAACGCAACUUGCGACUACCCUCGAUUCUGGUAUGAGGAUGGUUGGCCUGUCAAUAAGUCCAUGACCGCGGGCCUUGUUGGGUGCUAUGACAGUGAUUUUGAUCAAUACGGUGAUAUUGAGGCUUUUGGCGUGUGGCCAGAUUGGAAGCGUCAGUUGGCUAAGUUCGCCUCUGUCCAAGAUCGCCUUCGGGAAUGGCGCCCCUCUGUCCGAGACAGACUGAUCCGUCACUCCUGCAUGGUCAUCCACUCUCUUGAUAUUGAUGGAUUCCGAUACGAUAAAGCCACCCAGGCCACCGUGGAUGCCCUGGGAGACAUGUCCAAGGCAUACCGGGAAUGUGCCCGAAGUGUUGGAAAAAAGAACUUCUUUAUUUCGGGUGAGAUUACCGGUGGAAAUACAUUCGGUUCCAUCUAUCUCGGCCGAGGCAGGCAGCCGAAUCAGUAUCCAAAGGAUGCGGGUGAAGCCAUGAAGCUCACUAAUACGUCCGCGUCACAAUAUUUUCUGCGCGAAGAAGGUCAUGAGGCAAUUGACGCGGCCGCAUUUCAUUAUUCAACGUAUCGCUCAUUGACCCGAUUCCUUGGAAUGGACGGCACCCUAUCUGCCGGCUUUGAUGUGCCCGUCGACUUCGUUGAUGCAUGGAAUAUGAUGUUACAGAUGAACGACUUGAUUAACCCCAAUACAGGCAAGUUUGACCCCCGACAUAUGUUCGGUGCCACGAACCAAGAUGUUUUCCGCUGGCCAACCAUUCAGUAUGGUAUUGAGAGACAGCUGUUGGCUUUGUUUAUUACCACCAUGCUUCUCCCUGGUAUUCCUCUUCUCCUUUGGGGUGAAGAGCAGGCCUUUUAUAUAUUAGAUGCAACAGCAUCCAACUAUAUCUACGGACGUCAAGCUAUGUCGCCUGCAACGGCCUGGAAAACCCACGGCUGCUUUAAUCUGGACUCUUCUACCUACUAUAAAUGGCCUAUUCAGUCUGGUCGGGACGGCUGUAAAGAUGAGACCGCUACAUACGACCAUCGCGAUCCUGCGCAUCCAGUGCGCAACAUCAUUAAGCACAUGUAUCAAAUGCGAGAAGAAUUCCCCGUUCUCAACGACGGAUAUACAAUUGUAAAGUUGUCGAAACAAACCGAGGAAGUGUAUUACCCUGGUUCCAAUGAAACAGCUACCGAGACGGGAAUGUGGUCUGUUCUACGCGAUGUUAAUGCCGACGUCCAAGAUCUGGGCUCCGACACGAACAAUCAACCGAUUUGGCUGCUCUAUCAAAAUGUUAACCGCACGAUAGACUAUAAGUUUGACUGUAAAGACAACGACACCGCCCUGAUCGCUCCUUUCCCUACCAAGACCCGCGUUAAGAACUUGUUCUACCCAUACGACGAGCUGGAGUUGGUCGACAGUCCAAUCAAACUCGGCCUUAAUGGAUCUGACAAGGUCAAUGGUUGCCUUCCCAACAUGACCAUGAAGGCAUAUGAGUUCCGUGCCUACGUCCCCCGCUCCCAGUUCACCGGACCGCGACCUAUGAUCACCAAGUUUAUUCCCGGUCAUGAUGUACCCCUACGAUCAACUGUGGCACCAGAUGCCUCCGAAUCAGUGAAGGUCGAGCUACACUUCACACAGGAGUUGGAUUGCCACUCCGUGACGAAGGCCAUCUCUUUUAAUUCGUCGACCGAAGCUGGGAAGAUCCCAUCUAUCGACUCCAACUCAGUCAAUUGCAAGCCAGUCCCCCCAUCGGAGAUAUCGUGGACCAGCCAACUUCCUGGCGUCUGGGUGUGGUCAGCCAGUCUGACGGGAGUCUAUAAUGGCGUUCAUCGCCUAACGGUACGAAAUGCCAGCACUGCCGAUGGCAAGGCAUUCACUAAUGCAGUGGACCACUUCCUCUUCCGCAUUGGCCAAAUUGAUAAUCCUAUGGUCUUUAACUCUGCCAAUUAUUCUACCAGUUUGCUCCACCGGGACAGCAACGGAACACUGUUCAUCCAACAACACGCCGCAGGUGCUGAUAAAUAUCGCUACUCUACGAAUUGGGGGACCACAUUUUCAGACUGGAAGGACUAUGAGGCUGGUAACACAACUAUUGAGGAACUUCCAUGGUCAGGAACCAAGAAACAGGGAUGGAAAGGCAAACAUGUCCGCGUAGAGUACUGGAGUCGAUGGACCGGUAGCAGUGACUACGUUCAGGAGGGUGAUGCAGACUGGACUUCCAAGGUCCCACGCCGUUUUCCUCACGCUUUUUUCAAUGGGCCCUACAAUCAGUUCGGAUACGACGGGGGUCUAGACAAUGCUAUUAAGCUGGACACGAACGACGGAUAUUGGAAGUACCAUUUUACGUCGGAAUGGCCUGCAGUGGGCCAGUUAAACAUCUGGGACAUUAAUCCGGAUGGCAAACCUGAUCAAAGUUGGGUGCUGGGAGAUCUCGACAAUGAUAAGGUUCUGGACCGAAUGCCGCCGUCGGCUUUGUCUGCGACCUUGAUCAAUAUCACUAAGGCUCCACCGUCUCCGUACUUGGCCUGGAAAUUUCACAUCAACGAUGGAACCAUGAGCUAUGAGCUCCUUCCAGUGGGAAAUCAAAGUUCGCAAAUCGCCAUGUUCGUCCUCUUUUGGAUCCUUCCAAUCAUUACGGGAGCAGCAUGUGUUUACAUCUUCAUGAAGUCUUUCUAUAAGGUCAAAUUCAACCAAGUUGGUGUGAGCGAGAAACACCCUAUGAUUCCCUUGGCUUUACGGAGAAAGUUUAAAAGAAACCGGGCUGGUGGGGAAGAAUCAAUGAACCCGUUGGUACGUCUGGCCAACAAGUCGGGUUUUAUGCAAAGUAGCACUGCCCUAGCGGGUGCCACUGCAGGCAAAAGACGCAUGGUUCUGAUCGCCACCAUGGAAUACGACAUUGAGGAUUGGGCGAUCAAGAUCAAAAUCGGUGGUCUUGGUGUCAUGGCCCAAUUGAUGGGCAAAACAUUAGGUCAUCAAGACCUUAUCUGGGUUGUUCCUUGUGUUGGUGGUGUGGAUUACCCAGAAGACCAACCUGCAGAGCCUAUGCAUGUUACCAUUCUAGGCAACUCGUAUCAAGUCAAUGUGCAAUAUCAUGUCUUGAAAAAUAUUACUUAUGUUCUGCUUGAUGCACCGGUGUUCCGGCAACAAUCAAAGUCGGACCCUUACCCAGCCCGUAUGGACGACCUGGACAGUGCGAUUUAUUAUUCCGCCUGGAACCAGUGCAUUGCAGAAACAAUCAAGAGGUUCCCUGUUGAUCUGUACCAUAUUAAUGAUUAUCAUGGUUCUCUGGCCCCGCUUUACCUUCUCCCUAGCACCAUCCCUGCUUGUCUUUCCCUGCACAACGCUGAGUUCCAGGGUUUGUGGCCGAUGCGGACGCAGAAAGAAAAGGAUGAGGUUUGCUCGGUAUUCAACCUCGAUAUUGAUACAGUUCGAAGGUACGUCCAAUUUGGAGAGGUUUUUAACCUACUCCAUGCAGGCGCCAGCUACCUGCGGGUUCACCAACAGGGUUUCGGUGCAGUCGGUGUCUCAAAGAAAUAUGGCAAGCGGUCCUACGCAAGAUAUCCCAUCUUCUGGGGCUUAAGAAAGGUUGGCAAUCUGCCUAACCCUGAUCCCUCUGAUGUCGGGGAAUGGAACAAAGAACUUCCACAGGAUAAAGAUAUUGAAGUUGAUCCAAGCUUUGAAGAAGGUAGAGGGGAACUAAAGCGGCAGGCCCAGGAGUGGGCCGGUCUUGAACAGAACCCAGACGCUGACCUGCUUGUCUUUGUUGGUCGCUGGUCCAUGCAGAAGGGUGUGGAUCUAAUUGCUGAUGUUAUGCCUGCCGUGCUGGAAGCUCGCCCAAAUGUGCAAUUAAUUUGCGUUGGCCCUGUUAUUGACCUUUAUGGCAAGUUCGCCGCCCUCAAGCUCGAUCAUAUGAUGAAGGUCUAUCCAGGACGUGUAUUUUCCAGACCUGAGUUUACUGCUCUGCCGCCCUAUAUCUUUUCCGGUGCUGAAUUUGCUUUAAUUCCCUCUCGUGACGAGCCGUUUGGUCUGGUCGCCGUCGAGUUCGGCCGUAAAGGAGCAUUGGGCAUUGGUGCGCGUGUAGGCGGUCUUGGCCAAAUGCCGGGUUGGUGGUAUAAUGUGGAAUCUACAUCAACAUCGCAUCUCUUGUACCAGUUUAAACUGGCGAUUGAGGCAGCACUCAGUUCUAGGACAGAAACUCGGGCCAUGAUGCGCGCACGGUCUGCGAAGCAGCGAUUCCCAGUUGCCCAGUGGGUUGAGGAUCUCGAGAUCUUGCAAACUACAGCGAUCCAAGUACAAAAUAAAGAAGUGUGGAAGGGUCAUGGCCGUCCAAUGACACCAUCCGGAACUACUACGCCCAGUGGAGCUAUGACGCCUACAGCUCGGCCGACAAGCCCUUUGAUUUCUGGCUUGAAUACGCCGGUUACGCACUCCGGGGAAAGUAGCUACUCAAACGUCAAUGGUGCCGGUGAAAUAGGUUCGCAGCAGAGGACAGCUGUUUACAGCCGGGAUGCCAGUCCCACUGGAACCGACAAGCCAAAAUCAGGGCUCAGUCGAUCACUCUCACUUGGUGUCCGGUCUGGUCCCGGUCAUCUGGAGCGCCGUGGUCGUCGCGGGCAGAGACAAGGCAAUAUUCCCGAGGAUGAGGAACACAGCGGUUCGGCAGGCACUGACCACGAGGACGAUAGUGACUCCGAUAUCAUUCCUAGCUACUAUGGGGAUGACGAGUAUACCCUCACCCCCGCUCAGGUCGAAGAAGGGAGGCGAGCACAGGCACAGGCAGCCCAGCAACAGCAAGCUACUGGUACUAAACGUUACAGUCAAGACUCAUUACGUCCCAAAUAUAUCCAGCCUCCGACCAGCCCGGGGAUAGUCGACCACAGUCUCCCGCCUCCCCCGAAGCUUUUCCUUGAUGCUGGCAAUCAUCUUAGUAGGGAAUCCGUUCUCUCCGUUGACUCCAUUAUCGGUGGUAAGAAAGACUUCAAGCUGCAAAAGGUUGAUCCGUUCUUUACGGACAGUAAUGGAGAAUAUUAUAAGACUUUCGACAAGCGAUUGGACGACUUGAAUGGAUCGAAUUCUGAAUCGCAACUCUGCAUUGAGGAAUUCUUGAUCAAAAGUGAGAGACAAUGGUUCGAUAAGUUCCGCGAUGCAAGACUCGGUCGCAACCUGAAAUCACCAACUCCGUCGGUCUUCCGUGGCAAACAUAGUGCAUCUCCAGUAGGCUCAUUCUACAAUGAUGACGGGACCUCGCGUGGGAGCGGUAGUGUCCAUCUUGACCAGGACGAUACAGAUGAUGAAUUCCUCCUUGGGAAGGACUAUGUUCCUCCAACCGGCCUCAGGAAGUGGAUGCAAAUCAAGGUGGGAGACUGGCCGAUUUACUCUAUGUUCUUGGCUCUGGGACAGAUUAUCGCUGCCAACUCGUAUCAGAUCACAUUGCUCACUGGUGAGGUUGGUCAAACCGCAGAGAAGCUGUACGGAAUUGCCACCACAUACGCUAUAACUUCCGUCUGCUGGUGGCUUGCUUUCCGAUACUUUAAAUCAGUUGUUUGCCUCUCUACCCCCUGGUUCUUUUAUGGCCUUGCCUUCCUUUUGAUUGGCUCCGCCCACUGGGACUCCAACUCGUUCAAUCGUGGUUGGAUACAGAACGUGGGAAGUGGAUUUUAUGCCGCUGCUUCAUCCAGCGGUUCCAUUUUCUUCGCUCUGAAUUUCGGUGACGAGGGUGGUGCCCCGGUGAAGAAGUGGAUUUUCCGGGCCUGUGUGAUCCAGGGGAUCCAGCAGGCGUAUGUCAUUGCGCUUUGGUACUGGGGAUCAACCCUCACCAAAGCGUCAAGCGAGGGCCUCCUAUCUCCCGAGAACAGUAUCUCGAACACUUGGAAGAUGACUGCCAUUUGUUAUCCUAUCGCGAUCUUUCUCUGGGCAAUUGGACUCCUUUUGAUCUUCGGCCUUCCUAACUACUAUCGACAAGCCCCCGGCAAGGUUCCUUCUUUUUACAAGUCUGUGUUCCGUCGUAGGAUUGUGCUUUGGAACUUUGUAGCCGUUGUCCUCCAGAAUUUCUUCCUGAGCGCGCCGUACGGCCGAAACUGGGGCUUCCUAUGGAAUUCCACCCACGCGCAUGCUUGGCAAAUCGUCAUUCUCUGCGUAGUCUUCUUCGGCCUCCUUUGGUGCCUUUUCCUGUUCAUUGUGAGCCAAUUCUCCAAACAACACAGCUGGUUCCUGCCCGUCUUCGCAUGUGGUCUCGGAGCACCACGAUUCCUACAGAUCUGGUGGGGAAUUUCUGGCAUCGGAUACUAUCUUCCCUGGGUCGCAGGAGGGUACACAGGCGGGGCCCUCGUCUCCCGGAGUAUCUGGUUGUGGCUGGGAGUGUUAGACUCCAUCCAAGGUCUCGGUUUCGGCAUUAUACUUCUGCAAACGUUAACGCGAACGCACAUGUGUUUCACAUUGAUCGUGUCGCAAGUGAUCGGUUCGAUUGCCACAAUCUGCGCAAGAAAGAGCCUUCGGUCCUAA